Nicotiana attenuata is the source of this 2947-nucleotide messenger RNA. RefSeq names its product probable serine/threonine-protein kinase WNK5. Gene Ontology annotation, cellular component: cytoplasm. Gene Ontology annotation, molecular function: ATP binding; protein serine/threonine kinase activity. Lineage: Eukaryota; Viridiplantae; Streptophyta; Magnoliopsida; Solanales; Solanaceae. The record is from RefSeq and is a predicted model, not a curated record. The transcript has 7 exons. Bases 892 to 2649 code for a protein of 585 amino acids. Gene Ontology annotation, biological process: intracellular signal transduction; protein phosphorylation.
UCAUCACUAGCUACCAGAAACGUCUCACCCUUUUGUUAGCACCAAAAGUCUUCUUGUCCUUCUAAAAUCUCUUCAACAUUAGCAACCCUACUAUUUACAACUACAUAAAAUUUUUGUUUUCUUUCCAAUUUGCCGACCCCAACUUAUUUAGAACUGAGUCGUAUUAUUUUUGUUGUAACAAGUAACAUCGCUCUCUGGUCCAGCAUCUCAUUUGUUCUCAUCGAUCCCCCCUAUGUAAAUUCUCAUUCACCACAAAAAAUGUCAAUUCCAAAACAUGGGCACAGAUGCCACAGAUUUUUCAAGUUUAUAAUCCCAUCAAUUACUUGUCUAAAUUAAACUUGAAAAGUUACGUUGUUGCCAGAUCAGAUAUUCCCUUUUGUUGAUAGCAUAUCUCCACCUCUAAUAGUGUGUGUUAUUGACUUAUCAAUUAAGUCGAUAACAGAAAAGGAAGAUUCGUAUUCCUUUGUUUUUCUGGAAAUUAAAGACAAAUGAUGAUCUGUUGGGAUAACGAGUUCUCACGUGAAGUAGUAGGGAUGGCUUGGAUUAUGCUAAGGAUUGAUUACUCAAGGCUUUUUUGGCUAUUGUUUGGUGUUUUCUCUUACGAAAAUCAUGAAGGAAAACCUCGGAUUUCCCAGCAUUUCUCUCUCUCUCUUUCUUUCUUUUCUCGCUCUUAGUCACUAAAAAGUGUUAAUUAUUCUGUCCUCCGGUGGACUGAACUCUGCCAAGAGGUUCUUUUUCUCACGUCCGUUUCAUUUCCCUUCUUUCACCAAGAUAAACAACUACUUCUCCGGCUAAUAAAGUUUAGUGAAAAUAAUAUAGUUAGCAAUAUAUAUAUAUAUACACACAAUCUUCAAAAGAAAAAGAAGAAACUUUUCUUUUGAUUCAUUCACCAUGCAUAGAGUUCGAAUGUUUGAAUUAAACUCGGAGUUGGAAUAUGUGGAAAUUGAUUCAUCAAAACGCUAUGGACGUUUCAAAGAAAUCCUUGGAAAAGGAGCAACAAAGAUAGUGUAUAAGGCAUUUGAUGAGUUACUAGGAAUAGAGGUAGCUUGGAACCAAGUGAAACUGAAUGAUGUGUUUAGAUCACCUGAAGAAUUACAAAGGCUCUACUCAGAAGUCCAUCUCCUCAAGGAACUUGAUCAUGAAUCCAUCAUGAAAUUUCAUGCAUCUUGGAUCAAUGUUGAAGGCAGAACCUUCAACUUCAUCACUGAAAUGUUUACCUCUGGCACUCUUAGAGAGUAUAGACACAAGUAUAAGAGAGUAAAUAUACAUGCAAUCAAGAACUGGGCACGACAAAUCCUCAAAGGUCUUGCUUAUUUGCACGGUCACAAUCCUCCAGUUAUACAUCGAGAUCUGAAGUGCGAUAACAUCUUUGUCAACGGACAUCUUGGUCAAGUCAAAAUUGGUGAUUUAGGCUUAGCGACCAUACUAUGUGGAUCACACCAUGCUCAUAGUGUCAUAGGUACUCCUGAGUUUAUGGCACCAGAACUAUACGAAGAGGAUUAUGAUGAACUUGUAGAUGUAUACUCUUUUGGCAUGUGUGUAUUAGAAAUGCUCACUUCUGAAUAUCCAUAUAGUGAAUGUUCAAAUCCAGCUCAAAUAUACAAGAAAGUGACCUCGGGAAAGCUACCAAAAGCAUUUUACAAGAUCAGUGAUGCUGAAGCCCAAAUAUUUGUUGGAAGAUGCUUGAAUCCUGCUUCUGAAAGGCCAUCUGCUUCUGAGCUAUUGAGGGAUCCAUUCCUUGCUGUUGAUGAGGAUGAACAAUUAUCUCCUGUCAUAAAUUUGCCAUGUCAUCAAAAGUUUACACCAAAUGGGGAACAAAAUGAAGCACCUUGUCAGUUUGAUGAUUCAGUACUAGGUGGCACAGACAUGACAAUAACAGGAACAAUGAAUCCUGAAGAUGAUGCCAUCUUUCUCAAAGUACAAAUUUCUCAAAAGAAUGGCAAAGCGAGGAACAUAUUCUUCCCAUUCGACAUAUCUAAUGACACUGCAAUGGAAGUGGCAGUGGAAAUGGUGAAGGAGUUAGACAUAACAGAUUGGGAUCCUCUUCAAAUUGCUGAUAUGAUUGACGAGGAAAUUUCUGCUUUAAUUCCAGCAUGGAAGAAUUCACAGGACUCUGUUCAGAAUUAUGAACAGCAGCAUAGCUUCAACUACGUAGAAGAUGAUGACGAAAACCAUCGCAAUCCUUUCUAUUACGUUUCUUCCCAUUCUUCUUCUCAACUUUCUCUCCCUGCUCUCCUCCCUUCAUAUGAAUGUCUUCAAGAUGAGUUGAAACUGUAUGAUGAUUCAAGUUCUAUGAACUCCUAUGGAUCCUACAACAACUUAAACUUUUGUUCCCUUCAGGAAGAUGAUGCUGAUCAUGAUUUGAACUACAAGAAAGCAGAAUCUCAGUACUGUACUGAUCAGAAGACAAACAAAUGUACUACAAGGUUCUGUCCUGGAACAAACAUGUCCAAGAAUCAGAGCGCGCUAAUGAAUCAACAUCCAAAAUUGACUAAGGUAAAAUCGCUAGUUGAUAUCCGUAGUCAAUUGCUGCAUCGUUCUCUUGUAGAAGAGAUAAGUAAGAGGCGCUUGUUCAACACUGUUGGUGCUGUUGAGAAUAUUGGCUAUCACGAUCCUGCCAUCAACAAAAGCCAUGGCUUAGGUUGGUGACCUUCAUAUAUGCUCGUCAAAGGUUAUCCCGAUGGUUAAUGUUGAAUGUGUGUGAACAAAGAUCUCACACCAUGUUAAAAGUACCUUUGGACUGGCUUAGCCCAAAUAAAACGAACAGAAUGUGAUCUCUCUUUCGUCAAGUCCUUUGGGACUUGAAGACAACGAUGAAAUAUUUUUACUCAUCGUCUGAUUGUAAGAUACUAUUGAAUCUCAAAACUUUCAAGUUUAUGUUUAUGUGAACUGCAGUUCCCUGCCAUAAAUAUUUGUUGUAAGCUUGUGACAAUAUCCAACUUUUUCA